AGGUCUACAAAUCCAGGAGGAUUUAUUCUCAUAACAAUGGCAGCAAAAUCAUCGCUCCUUAAAGUGAUACUGCUAGGAGAUGGUGGAGUUGGGAAGAGUUCCCUCAUGAACAGAUACGUCACCAACAAAUUCGAUGCACAGCUUUUUCAUACAAUAGGUGUGGAAUUCUUAAAUAAGGAGUUGGAGGUUGAUGGACAUUUUGUUACAAUGCAGAUAUGGGACACGGCAGGUCAGGAACGUUUUAGGAGCUUGAGGACUCCUUUCUAUAGAGGUUCUGACUGUUGCCUGCUAACCUUCAGCGUGGAUGACUCUCAAAGCUUCCAGAACUUAAGCAACUGGAAGAAAGAAUUCAUUUAUUAUGCAGAUGUCAAGGAGCCUGAAACUUUUCCGUUUGUGAUACUGGGUAACAAAGUUGACAUUGAUGAAAGACAAGUGUAUACAGAAGAAGCCCAAGACUGGUGCAGGAAUAAUGGCAACUAUCCCUAUUUUGAAACCAGUGCAAAAGAUGCCACUAAUGUUGCAGCAGCCUUUGAAGAAGCUGUUAGAAGAGUUCUAGCCUCUGAAGACAGAUCAGAUCACUUUAUUCAAACAGAUACAGUAAACCUUCACCGGAAACCGAAACCCAGUUCAUCUUGUUGUUAACUUAAUUUUUUUUUUUUUUUGCCAAAUUAUUUUUUUGACUAGCUUGCUCUAUAAAAGGAUGGGGAAGGUGUAGAAGAUAAAAUGGGUUUCACUCUGAUAUUGAAAUUGUAAUAUUCUGAUGCUUUCUUGGGGGAGCAAAAGAAAAAUCCUCAUUCAUGAGCGAUCUGUUACUGAAUUAGUGACACUUUCUGUUCAGGAAGUUAUCAAGUAAAAACCUUAAUAUAAGAAUGUAAUUUGCUGACUUCAUUUAAAUGAUAAAAUACGCUGAAUAUAAUUAAAACUUGAAAGUUCUAGAAGCACUACUUCGGAGAAACUGUUCUGGAAUUUGGCACAAAGACUUUUAUAUGUGUAUAUUUUUAUGAAAUCAGCAUUCCGUUUUUGUUUCACGAGAAGUCAGUUUCUUAACAAUGCUAGAUAUUAAACCUCAGUCUCACUACA
Molecule: messenger RNA, 1080 nt
Organism: Merops nubicus (carmine bee-eater)
Lineage: Eukaryota; Metazoa; Chordata; Aves; Coraciiformes; Meropidae
Gene: RAB9A
Product: RAB9A, member RAS oncogene family
Exons: 1
Coding region: 37-642 (201 amino acids)
Biological process (GO): retrograde transport, endosome to Golgi; Rab protein signal transduction
Cellular component (GO): lysosome; late endosome; phagocytic vesicle
Molecular function (GO): GTPase activity; GTP binding
Source: RefSeq, a predicted model, not a curated record